AUGAAGCAUGAUGUGGACACUUUCAAGGAUCUUUAUGUCAAUAAAGUGCUGUCUGGUGGUACCACCACGUAUCAAAGCAUUGCUGAUGGGUUGCAGAAGGAGAUUACAACUCUAGUGCCCAGAAGAAUAAGGAUUAAGAUCAUUGCUCCCGAAGAAGGCAACUACUUGGUUUGGAUUGGUGGCUCCAUCCUGGCCUCACUGUUCACCUUCCAGCAUAUGUGGAUCAGCAUGCAGGAAUAUGAGGAGUCAGGCCCCUCCAUCAUCCACCACAAAUACUUCUAG
Rattus norvegicus (Norway rat) is the source of this 282-nucleotide messenger RNA. The record is from RefSeq and is a predicted model, not a curated record. NCBI's taxonomy places the organism in Eukaryota, Metazoa, Chordata, Mammalia, Rodentia, Muridae.